This is a messenger RNA of Diutina rugosa, 1578 nucleotides long. RefSeq names its product GMP synthase (glutamine-hydrolyzing) (gene GUA1). Bases 1 to 1578 code for a protein of 525 amino acids. Gene Ontology annotation, biological process: GMP biosynthetic process. Gene Ontology annotation, molecular function: ATP binding; GMP synthase activity; GMP synthase (glutamine-hydrolyzing) activity. The record is from RefSeq and is a predicted model, not a curated record. The transcript has a single exon. Gene Ontology annotation, cellular component: cytosol. Lineage: Eukaryota; Fungi; Ascomycota; Pichiomycetes; Serinales; Debaryomycetaceae.
AUGCCCUCGGUUGAAGAAGUCGCCUCGAAGUUCGACACCAUCUUGGUGCUCGACUUUGGUCUGCAAUACUCCCACUUGAUCACGAGAAGAUUGCGUGAGUUCAAUGUCUACGCCGAAAUGUUGCCCUGCACCCAAAAGAUUGCUGAGCUCAAGUUCAAGCCCACCGGUGUCAUUCUUUCCGGUGGUCCUUACUCGGUGUACGCUGACGAUGCCCCCCACGUCGACCACGACGUGUUCAAGUUGGGCGUUCCCAUUAUGGGGAUCUGCUACGGGAUGCAGGAGUUGGCCUGGAUCAACGGUAAGGGUGUUGCCCGGGGCGACAAGCGCGAGUACGGUCCCGCCACCUUGCAAAUCAAGGACGCCAACUGCCCCUUGUUUGAAGGCAUGACCAAUUCGACCGUGUGGAUGUCGCACGGCGACAAGUUGCACGACUUGCCCAAGGGGUACGAGAUCGUCGCCGUUUCCGACAACUCGCCCUACUGUGCCAUUUACAACAAGACCGACAACAUCUACGGGAUCCAGUUCCACCCCGAAGUCACUCACUCGGUCGAGGGGAAGACGUUGUUGAGAAACUUCGCCAUCAACAUCUGCCACGCUAAGAACGACUGGUCGAUGGAGAACUUUGUCGACACGGAAAUCCAACGGGUGCGGGCGCUUGUCGGCCCCACUGCCGAAGUCAUCGGUGCCGUGUCCGGUGGUGUUGACUCCACCGUCGCCGCCAAGAUCAUGAAGGAGGCCAUUGGCGACAGAUUCCACGCCAUCUAUGUCGACAACGGGGUGAUGAGAUUGAACGAAACCGAACAGGUGAAGAAGACCCUCGACGAAGGUUUGGGGAUCAACUUGGUUGUCGUCGACGCCUCGGAAAGAUUCUUGGGCAAGCUCAAGGGCGUCACCGACCCUGAGAAGAAGCGGAAGAUCAUCGGUAACGAGUUCAUCCACGUGUUCGAAGAAGAGGCCGCCAAGAUCCAACCCAAGGACGGCUCGGAAAUUGAAUUCCUCUUGCAAGGUACUCUCUACCCCGAUGUCAUUGAACUGAUCUCGUUCAAGGGCCCUUCGCAAACCAUCAAGACCCACCACAACGUCGGUGGUCUUUUGGACAACAUGAAGCUCAAGUUGAUCGAACCUCUCCGUGAAUUGUUCAAGGACGAAGUGCGCCACUUGGGUGAGCUCUUGGGCGUUCCCGAGGACUUGGUGUGGAGACACCCCUUCCCCGGUCCCGGUUUGGCCAUCAGAGUGUUGGGCGAAGUCACCGCCGCCCAAGUGAAGAUUGCUCGUGAGGCCGACGCCAUCUUCAUCCAGGAAAUUAAGGACGCCGGUUUGUACCGUCAAAUCUCGCAAGCGUUCGCCGCGUUGUUGCCGGUGAAGUCGGUGGGUGUCAUGGGUGACCAACGUACCUACGAACAAGUGAUCGCUUUGAGAGCCAUUGAGACCGUCGACUUCAUGACCGCCGACUGGUUUGUGUUUGACGCCGCCUUCCUCAAGCGGGUGGCGCUGAGAAUCGUCAACGAAGUCGACGGCGUCGCCAGAGUCACCUACGACAUCACCUCGAAGCCUCCCGCCACCGUCGAAUGGGAAUAG